UCAUUCAUAACCCAAAGCACGCAAAUACAACGCCAUAAUCUUUUUGUCUUUUCCACAAUCUUCAAUACUCCAUAAUUAAUCAAGAUGACCGCAGGCGCACAGGUUAUCGCCAACUCUGGCCACGAUGAUAUGAUUCACGAUGCAGUUCUCGACUACUACGGCAGGAGGUUAGCGACAUGCUCCUCGGAUCGCACCAUCAAGAUCUUUGAGAUCGAGGGCGAAUCACAGCGACUUGUUGAGACACUGAAGGGACACGAUGGCGCAGUUUGGUCCGUAGCAUGGGCGCACCCCAAGUACGGCAACAUCCUCGCCUCGGCAGGCUACGACGGCAAGGUUCUCAUUUGGCGCGAGCAAGCCGGCAGCUGGCAGCGCAUCUUCGACUUCGCCCUGCACAAAGCUAGCGUCAACAUCGUGUCCUGGUCUCCCCACGAAGCCGGCUGCCUCUUGGCCUGCGCCUCUUCGGACGGCAACGUCAGCGUUCUCGAAUUCAAGGAUAACAGCUGGGAGCACAACAUCUUCCACGCCCACGGCCUGGGCGUCAACUCGGUCUCGUGGGCCCCCGCCACCACCCCCGGCAGCAUCGUCAGCAGCAACCCCGGCCCCGGCUCGACGGGCAACAGACGCUUCGUGACUGGCGGUUCCGACAACCUGCUCAAGAUCUGGACCUUCGACCCCGCGACGAAUGGAUACAAGCUCGAGCGCGAGCCCCUGGCGGGUCAUACAGAUUGGGUGCGCGACGUUGCGUGGAGCCCGACUGUGCUUCAGAAGAGCUACAUCGCAAGCGCCUCGCAGGACAAGACGGUGCGCAUCUGGACGAGUGACGCGGCGAACCCGGGCGAGUGGAAGUGCAAGGUUCUCAACUUUGAUGCGGCCGUCUGGCGCGUUAGCUGGUCGCUCAGCGGAAACGUGCUGGCCGCCAGCAGUGACAACAACAAGGUCACACUAUGGAAGGAGAACCUUAAGGGCGAGUGGGAGAACGUCAAGACCAUUGAGGAGUAAAAUCACAUGGAAAUUGGGUCAUGUUAUGAUGAUGAUGGGUGGCGAGCGUUAGCAUAAUAUUGGUAGGUAGGAUAUCUACUCAUCAUCCAGAGUGGGCGUUAUCGGAUAAUAGAUAAGGAAGGCCAGCGAAAAGGAGCAGGCCUGCCUUCGGAUUCACAAGAACAUAUCCAGAUUGGCUUCACAUCAACUGCUCGGGGCAAUGAACACAUC
This is a messenger RNA of Neurospora hispaniola, 1209 nucleotides long. Its product is annotated as protein transport protein sec-13. The transcript is spliced from 4 exons. Gene Ontology annotation, biological process: protein import into nucleus; positive regulation of TOR signaling; COPII-coated vesicle budding. Lineage: Eukaryota; Fungi; Ascomycota; Sordariomycetes; Sordariales; Sordariaceae. The record is from RefSeq and is a predicted model, not a curated record. The coding region runs from base 85 to 999 and encodes 304 amino acids. Gene Ontology annotation, molecular function: structural molecule activity; protein binding. Gene Ontology annotation, cellular component: nuclear pore outer ring; COPII vesicle coat.